UUUUCCAACUUAACCACGUAGGCGCAGACGAGAGAACCAGCCCAUCAAUUGUUUUGAAUCCUCAGAAAAAUGCAGAGUCGCAGGCGCGAUGCGCACUCAGUGGCUUCUUUUCUUAAUAUCUGUUCAGUCUCAAUAUCUAAGACAUCUGCAUCGUUACUGCAUAGAGAACAAACGAAAGCGGGUUUUCAAGUUCAAAGGCGUGGGAAACCAACAGUUCCUCAGCCUAUUGUUGUGCCGCCGAGCCAAUACUGGUAAUAAGACUCAUAGUUUGAAUAGAAUCACUUGCUGAUGAUUGAUUUAGGGACGGAGAUGAUGGUCAGUGGUCUUCAUUGGGAUUGAGAGUGGGCACACCGGCGCAAAACAUCCGAGUUCUAGUCUCGACAAAUUCUCCAAACAUCAUAGUUGUCUACCCACAGGGUUGUUCAAAGGAUGCGAUGAAUCCUCUGCCUGACAAUUGCGCCAUUUCACGAGGAGUUCUGUUCAAUUCUAACAUUUCCUCAACUUGGCAUCCUCAAGGUCUAUUCGGGAUAAACGAUUUGAAGCAAAUCUUGGGUAUAAAGCCAAUGCAGAGUAUGGGCUAGAGACAGUGGGACUAAGUCAUGUUUCUGGAGACGAAAAUGGGCCAACUCUUGUCAAUCAAACAAUUGCUGGAAUUGCGACAGCAUCUCCUUUUUACGUGUGGGUAUUCUUUUGAACUCUUAUCUUGAAAAACACUAAUUUGCAGUAACAGAGGAAUAUUCGGCUUAGGUACACAGCCAGUCAAUUAUACAGACCUUGGAAACUUCUCCGCGCCUUCGUAUUUUUCUUCUCUCAAAGUUCAAAACCUGAUACCCUCCCUAAGCUGGAGUUACACAGCUGGGGCAAAAUACCGUGAGUUCUAUUAUUCGGUUGCUGGGAUCAUAUAUUGACAUCUACUAGAACUCAAAGGAGGUCAAUUCUCUCAGUUGAUUUUCGGAGGAUAUGACUCUUCGAGAUAUACUCGCAAUACUGCAAAUUUUACCCUCAGUCCAGAUAUUACUCGAGAUAUUGUCGUCGCCGUGCAACAAAUUUCAUUUAGUGGCACUACACAAGAAGUUCUCCUUCCAAAGCUCCUCUAUGCCUUUAUCGAGUCAACAGAUCCCAAUUUCUGGCUUCCCGCCGAAUCGUGCAGGUUCGUCUCUUCUAAGUCCCGCUAUCAAAAAUAUUCGCUUGUUUACUAUAUAAUUAGGGCUUUUGAGAAGGCAUUUGGCAUAUCUGUUGACAACAGCACGGGGCUUUAUUUGUUGAACGCGACGCAAUACGCCAAGCUUCAUGCAACUAAUCCUUCAGUCACCUUUACGUUGUCAAAUAGUCUUUCAAGUGGAAAGAGUGUUAACAUCUUUCUGCCAUUUGAUUCCUUUGCAUUAUCCGCAACCCCACCUUUUGUACCGAACGCCACAUUUUAUUUUCCACUUAAGGAAGCUUCCAACGAUACACAGUAUACUCUCGGCAGAACAUUUCUUCAAGAAGCGUACGUAAUCGCUGCAGGUAGACUUGUUCGUUAUGCUUACUAUGAAAUAGUUAUUUGACCGUUAACUAUGAAAGGGGGAACUUCUCGGUUAUCCAAUGCACUUUCGACGAUGGCUCAGCCUCUCAAAUAACAACUAUACCAUCAAUUACCUCUGAUGGAACCGAGAAAAAGUCGAAUGGUAUCGGCGCUGGACCUUUAGUGGGCAUUGUAAUUGCCAUAAUAGCCUUCAUUAUUCUCAUAGGGGCAUCAGUCUUCCUCUACUUACGAAGGAAGAAGCGAAGAGAUGUGAUUGAGCCCAGAGAUGUCGUAGCAUUACCGUUACCUGAGCCUUCAUACACUGUUUACUCUCCCAGCCUGUCAACUCGAAGUCCGGAACCACAAUCUAUAAACCCCAAAACUGAAAACGAUAGUAACGUCUGGACCUUUUCCUCGGAAAUGGAGAGUGACCCAAUCACUAUCCCUAUGAAGAGAAUUCACCGACAAAGAUCAGAACUCUCUGAUACAUCACAAAUUCGCCCCGAACUCCCGGCAGCGGACAAUCGUGAGGGAACUUUAUUUGAAGAAGAUCAGCAGAUCCAAUCUUCCAGAAUAGCAGAUAGAACAGCUGAAUUGGAUGGUUCUGGAGUUUUGUACGAAUUGGAUGCUGAACCCAAAGAUCCAACGCCGAAAGCUAGUCCUGGAUUAAGUCCUACGGAGCCAGUUCAUCUACCAUCGACAGCUGGAGGUUUGCAUAACCAAGUCAAUCCUGACACGAAUGCAGAAGAUCAGACACCAGUUCAGCCAACCUCCUGGCUCGACAUGAGCGAAAGAAUAGCGGGGAGCAGAAGAACUGGUAGCUCUCCUGUAUCGCCACUACGUCCGGAGGAAAGAGAAAGGGACCCCUCAACUUCCGCACUAAGUAAUAGAGGUGGUUCGAGAUAUUGCAUGCGUGACUCUCUCGGGGUAUCAAGUCCACUCUCCUCGAACACAUCGAACGAAAGUCUUUACAAAGAAAUAUGAGGCACCAGCUCAUUCUGACAUUAUAUAAAUCCGAAGUCGCAGGUCUCGUAUGCUCAUCAAAGUCAGCAGCGGCAGAACAGCCCCGAGACGUCAUAGAAUGUCUGCGCCAUCGUUCCCGUGAAGCUUACAGGACCAAAAUGAUCAUGCGAGUAGGCUGCUUUUGUCGCCGGAUGGUACCUGGAAAAUUCCGGUUUAUGAAGACUCUGCCGUUGACGCCACUGAUUUGUCCUCACGAUAAUAUCUUCCGGUUCCCAUUUCAUGGCGCCAUGGCAGACAAUUACCAUCAUAAGUUUACCUACCACGUCUGAACAUAUCAAUUGUAUAUAUUUCACAUACCAAGACUCGUGUUAAUUAAGCCACAUAGGAACCCAAAGAUAAUAAUAAAUUUCCGAUUCUUCCAUACCA
Molecule: messenger RNA, 2893 nt
Organism: Hymenoscyphus albidus
Lineage: Eukaryota; Fungi; Ascomycota; Leotiomycetes; Helotiales; Helotiaceae
Source: the annotation of a GenBank genome assembly